Messenger RNA from Mytilus californianus (California mussel), 1173 nucleotides. RefSeq names its product fibrinogen-like protein A. NCBI's taxonomy places the organism in Eukaryota, Metazoa, Mollusca, Bivalvia, Mytilida, Mytilidae. The record is from RefSeq and is a predicted model, not a curated record. The coding region runs from base 88 to 1143 and encodes 351 amino acids. The transcript is spliced from 6 exons.
AUUAGAGCAAAUGAAAGAAUAUAAAUAGUUUGAAUAAUAAGGACUAAGUCAAUACACAACAAACAACAUAAGCAAGAAAACUUCAUAAUGUUUAAAAUGUUGAUUUAUGGAUUCGCAUUGUUUUGGUUGACAUCAGUGACCACAUUAGAAACUGAAAGUGAUGUAGAGGUUCGUUUACUCGAUAAUAAAAAUGGUUCAUUAAUGGCUACAUUUGACAUGUUUAAAGCAUACGAUCGUGUUAAGCAGUUUGUAAGUGAUGCUAUUAAAACGAAAAUGACAGAUAUAGAGAAGAAUUUUAAUCAGCAAAUUGAAAAUAUUGAAAUAAACUUGACUGUUCAUUUUACGGUUAACCUACAUGGAAUAGUUAAUGAAAACGAAAAAACGUGUCCACUGGAUUAUUGUCUCCACAAUGGAACAUGUACUGUGCUGGGUAAUUCUUUCAACUGUGUUUGUCAGGAUGGAUACAACGGAUCAAGAUGUGAAGAAAAAACUAAAAUUACUAAACUAAGACCAAAAGACUGUGAAGAUAUAAUGCCAAAAGAACACAAUGGAAUUUAUACAAUAUUUCCUAUAUCCAAUGACAAUGGUUUUGAAGUGUAUUGUGAUUUUAAAACGGAUAACGGUGAUUGGACGGUAUUUCAGAGAAGAAUAAACGGUCAAACAGACUUUUUCAGAGGAUGGGAGGCAUAUGAAAAUGGAUUCGGUAAUUUGGAUGCUGAAUUUUGGCUCGGUAAUCGGAAAAUAAAUGAAUUAACGUCGAAUGGAAUACAUGAAUUACGGGUAGAUCUUACUGAUUUCGAUGGCAACACAGGAUUUGCAAAAUAUUCGACCUUCUGCGUUGGAAAUGGGUCCACCAAUUACAAACUCACAGUUAGUGGAUAUAGUGGGAAUCUCGGAGAUAGUUUGCCGUUCAAUAAUGGAAUGAGUUUUACUACAAGAGACAGGGAUAAUGAUCGUUCGGUAAUUAACUGUGCAAAUACUAACAAUGGAGCCUGGUGGUACAAGUAUUGUACAUAUGUCAAUCUAAACGGAAAAUAUCUUCAAAAAGGACGGAUUGACGGCAGGGGUAUUACUUGGUACAAAUGGAAGUCUUCACGCUAUUCAGUGAAAUCAUCUGUAAUGAUGUUAAGAAAAGUUCCUUAACCAGGAUAAAAAUAAAAAUGUUUUAUUUCA